AUGUCCCGUCUAACUCAUCAGUUCUUGUCGGUUGCACUUAUGCUUGGUGCUGCUCAACUCAUCAGAAGUUACAGCUUCAACAACUGCCUUGCUGACACAUACUCAAAGGGCAAAGGCUUCAAAUGCAUCAAUCGCUGGGCAAACAACAUAUCUGCCAUUAUAGGUGAUCUGCCGUCAUCUGUCACCAAUCUCACCGUCUCACUUGAUCAACUGCAGGACAUUCCCGACCACAGCUUUAAGCAUCUGCCAAAUCUUCAGAACCUCAGAUUAGAUCAUAACAACUUGAGUAACAUCGGUCAACUAGCUUUCAAUCUAUUGGAUCAACUUCACUCCCUCAAUUUGUCUUUCAACAACAUAUCCCAGCUAAACCCGUUUGUGUUUCAGGGGCUUCACAACCUCACCUUUCUCUCGCUGACCAACAACACAUUGAAGCAGCUUCCUGAGGGAAUUUUCUCUUCCAAUCUCAAUCUGACCACUUUAAUCAUGGGGCAAAACCUUCUGAUGAAUUUCUCUGGGAUCGUCGGGUCAGUGUCACAUCUGACAGAUCUAAAGACACUGGACCUUAGCUUUAACAGUUUGACCUCCCUCAGCCACUCAAAUGCGUCACUACCCACAUCCCUCAAAGUUUUGUAUUUGGCUAGAAAUCAACUGACCACGUUAGGAUGUGAACGUUCAUUUCUCGUGUACAUUAAAGUUCUAGACUUGUCGUACAAUUCCAUGCUCCCAACGGUGGCUUUUCAGGGAGUGAACUUGAAACAUUUGAACUUUUUGCGUUUGCGUUCAACGAGUGUCAAGGUAGUGGAUUUCUUAAAUACCAGUGACAUCGAUGCAGGACACGUUGAUUUCUCUGGCACAGGUCUGAGAAAUGACAGCCUGCUCACAGACCUGUGCAAGUUGUUAAAAAGAAAAGUGAAAAAGAUCAAAGAUUUGCGGCUGGGUAGUAAUUGGAUUAGGGAACUUACCAACAACACACUGUGCUAUUGUCCUGAAAUCACAAGGUCUCUGGAUCUAUCCCACAAUCGACUGAGAAACAUAAAUUGCCUUACAUUCCUCGAUAGACAUAUAGACAUAAAGAUCGUUAAUGUGGAGCAUAACAUUCUCAACUCUCUCCAAUCCUGUCAAGGCCAUACUAAGGUUCAUGUCCAAGAGCUGAGCUAUCGUUACAACCGCAUCCUCUCAGUGAGUGAUUUUGCUUUCUAUAAUGUGCCAAAUAUCAAGAAGCUACAACUUAACAUAAACUCAAUUUCUUUUCUCGAUCGUAGGGCUCUCAAAGGGCUCAAACAGCUCGAGUUACUCCGCUUGGACAACAACCUCUUGACUGAUUUGAAUGGAGAUAACUUUAAAGAUAAUGUCAAACUGCAAACCCUUAACCUACGCAACAAUCGUAUUUCUGUCAUCUUCAAUUCGACCUUCCUCAUGCUCAGGAAUCUGACUAUAUUGGACCUUGGAGUUAAUAAGAUCAGUCAUAUUAAUCCUUCAGGUCUGGAUGGACUCAUAAGUCUGUCCAAACUCUAUCUAGAUGGAAACAACCUAGAAAAGAAGGACUUUUUAACAGGUUCCCUCUUUCAUGUAUUUCAAGAUACACUCACAACGCUGGAUCUACAGAGUAAUCACAUUCGUUUCUUCUCCGAAGUUGAGUGGUCACCAUUUCAGAAUCUCAGCAAGCUCAGUGAUCUGAAAUUGGAUAGGCAGCAGCCUUAUGGCAUGACUGUUUUACCCCGCGCUUUUUUCCGUGGCCUGCACUCAUUGACAUCACUGUAUCUCACCAACAAUAAUCUCAAUAAUCUUUCCCCGGGUGUGUUCGAUGAUCUGACAGGCUUGCGUUUCCUCAACCUGGACAGCUGCUGUGUUGGGGUGAUAAAACUACGACCAGGAAUUUUCAAAAAUCAGAGAAAUUUGACCACAUUGAUUGUAGAAAAUAUGGGCAUUCAGAACUUCUCAAAGGAGGUUUUUGGGAAUCUUACACAGUUACGCAGGUUGCAGAUGAACCGCAAUGUGAUGCAGAGUAUUCCUGUGGAUGCACUACAAAGUCUACCUAAACUCAGCUACCUUGACAUACGUAAUAUUCCUUUAAGCUGCACCUGCAAGAACAUCUUGCUGCAAAAUUGGACACGAUACGACCCAAAUGUCCAGGUAGUCUAUCUGUACAGUCUGCUGUGCCAAUCUGAUCCAUCGAUUAAAUUCUACAACUUUGAUACCAAAGUUUGCUUCAUAGAUCUAGGUGAGUACAUGUUCUUCAGCACAGCAGCUGUGCUCUUCCUGUUCACAGUCUCUCCUCUACUUUAUGUCAAACUCUAUUGGAAAUUCAAGUACAGCUACUAUGUGUUCCGUUCCUGGUUUAGUGAGCAGUGGCGCAGACUCAGGGAGGAGGAGGAAAACUGUAAAUAUGAUGCUUUCAUUUCCUACAAUUCCUCUGAUGAACAGUGGGUCAUGGAUCAGUUAGUGCCCAACCUGGAGGGAAAUGGAUCGUCUUUUAAACUUUGCCUACAUCACAGGGACUUUGAACUGGGCCGCGAUAUUGUGGACAACAUUGUCUCUGCCGUUUACAGCAGCCGGAAAACUAUUUGUGUGGUGAGCAGGAAUUUCCUACAAAGCGAGUGGUGUUCCCUGGAAAUCCAGCUGGCCAGCUACCGACUCUUCGAUGAGCACCGAGACGUUCUUCUGCUCGUGUUUCUGGAGCCGAUCUCGGAGAGGAAGCUGUCAUCCUAUCACCGCAUGAGGAAAGUCAUGCUAAAAAAGACGUAUCUGCAGUGGCCGGGCUCGGACUGCACCGAUCCAAUACAGGCCCAAGACCUGUUCUGGAAUCAGCUACGUAGGGGGAUAAGGAUGGAGAGCAGACUCGAAACAGAGGACAGCACCAAAUGUGAUGAUAAAACUGAACAUUUAGAGACAACAGAUGAAAAAUGUUACUUGCUACCUUAAAACACAAUACUUUUAAUUGAAAUUUAAGAGAUAAACCCUUCAGCAUGUUAAACAAAUAAUUAAUUAAGGCUGUAGGGAGAGGGUCACGAGAAUAUCUGAAUGUACAGUGUGAUGCAUUGUAGAUCAACAAAUUGUUUUUUUUAUAUGAGCAUGAAUCAGCAUUGUCAUUUAACUUCUGGUGAUCAGAAUAGCUUUAUUUUGUGUAUUUUAUUAGCUAUACUUGAAGCUUGGCUUUUCUCUAUUGUACAAUUGCACAAAGUGUUUUCUUGCAUGUUAAUAUACAGCCCAUAUACAAAAGGAAUAACUGAAUAAUUGUCACAAUAGCACAGACUUUGCAAAUAAUAUUCCUCUGUACAGAAUUUCCAAUUAUAGCACAUGUGUUAAUGAAGACGUGCUCUGUAAAUUAAAACAAUGCU
Messenger RNA from Limanda limanda (common dab), 3338 nucleotides. It is a transcript of the gene tlr21, whose product is annotated as toll-like receptor 21. The transcript has a single exon. Gene Ontology annotation, molecular function: transmembrane signaling receptor activity; protein binding. The record is from RefSeq and is a predicted model, not a curated record. NCBI's taxonomy places the organism in Eukaryota, Metazoa, Chordata, Actinopteri, Pleuronectiformes, Pleuronectidae. Bases 1 to 2922 code for a protein of 973 amino acids. Gene Ontology annotation, cellular component: membrane. Gene Ontology annotation, biological process: immune response; inflammatory response; toll-like receptor signaling pathway.